This is a messenger RNA of Mytilus californianus (California mussel), 3752 nucleotides long. RefSeq names its product toll-like receptor 4. The transcript has a single exon. Gene Ontology annotation, biological process: immune response; inflammatory response; toll-like receptor signaling pathway. Gene Ontology annotation, cellular component: membrane. The coding region runs from base 6 to 2147 and encodes 713 amino acids. NCBI's taxonomy places the organism in Eukaryota, Metazoa, Mollusca, Bivalvia, Mytilida, Mytilidae. The record is from RefSeq and is a predicted model, not a curated record. Gene Ontology annotation, molecular function: protein binding; transmembrane signaling receptor activity.
AAAAAAUGCUUGGUUUGAUAUACAUAUGCGUCAUAUAUUCCUGCGUGCAAAUUGGUCAGACAGGUCCGUGCAAAUUUGACGAGCGAUGCCAGUGUAGUAAAACGAAAACCGGAUAUGUAGAUGUGGAUUGUUCGAGGAAAAAAAUAACAAGAAUCCCGAAUUUACCCGAGUCAAUUGUAUUCCUAAAUGUAUCACACAAUUUGAUUGACUCCAUCAGCAAAGGAAUAUUCGAAGCUGCGAAACAUCUCUUAACACUAGACUUGUCGUUUAAUAGAUUGUCAUCAAUAAAUAUCGCUACAUUCAAUGGCCUCAGGAAAUUACGUUACCUUUCUCUUGACAAUAAUAAACUGGUUUAUAACAACCAUACUUUUCCAACAAAAAUCUUUAGACAAUUGGAAUUUCUUUCCCAUUUAAGUUUAAAAAAUAACAAUAUUAGGUCUUCAUCUUGUUCAAGUUUUCCGGAUAAAACAAUUGUAGAUUUGUCUGUUCUAGAAACGCUGGAAUUAGAUGCUAGUGAUUGUGGAGAAAAUUUUCUCGGAAAAAGAUUUCGCUCCCUACGGAAAUUAAAAUCAUUGGUAUUAGGGAACAAUUUACACUUUUCAAUGUCAAAAAUGACAUUCAUAAAUACUAAAUUUUUGCAAAAUAUUCUACUACAUGCGAUUGAUGAAAUAUCAUUUACAAGAAAAACAUUCCGAAAAUUGAGAUACCUCAAGCAUCUUGAAUUUUCUUUCGAUUCAAAAAAAGGUGGAAUAAUGUCGCCAUUAGAGAGACUGGCGUCGGAAUUAAGAUUCACUUCAAUUGAAACUUUGAAACUGGGCCACUCGACAAUGCCUUUUCAAACAUUCCCUUUGUACAUUUUUAUUAAAGAACUAUAUACAAAAAAUAUCACUGAAAUAUACAUAACAGACAACUCGGGAAAAGCAGGACACUUUCCAGUACCUAUUGGUGCUCCGCCACCAACUCUUCACAUUUUGGAUUUAUCAAACAACGGUCUCAUCCGAUUUACACUUGAUAUAAGACACAUUACUCGUCUAAUUUUAAAGCAAAAUUUACUAGGGGAUUUCUUAUCGACGAAAUCUUAUUUUGAAAAGAAAUCUUACGGGGAUUUCAGUUUGAUCAAAUUUAUUGAUAUAUCUCAAAAUGAUAUAAAAGAACUUGCACCAUUCACGUUUGAUUCUCAACCAUUAUUAAAACAUAUUGAUUUAAGUAACAAUGAAAUACAAGACAUCACAUUCAACUUGUCGUCUUUGGUUGAACUCGAAUUUCUGAAUCUCUCUUAUAAUAAAAUCAAGUUUUUUAAUGAAAGAACUAUGCGUACUAUUAACAUAUUAGUUGCACACAAACAGCUUACUAUAGAUCUUUCUCAAAAUUUAUUGCAAUGUACAUGCAAGACAAUUCCUUUUUUAAGAUGGAUGAUCGAACGCAAUGUCUUAUUUGUUGACCUUCAAGGGUACAUCUGUACUUUCGAGAAUGGUAGCACAAUUAUCAUGAAUCCGUUCGAGUACAAAGUCCUUCUGUUAGAAGAAACUUGCAAAUCAUACAUAGGACUGAUAAUAGGUGGGUCAAUGGCACUCCUAGUGGUUAUCAUGACUGUAAUCGCAAGUUUAGUGUAUCGAUAUCGGUGGAAAAUACAAUACAUGUACUACAUGACAAAAGGAAAGUACAGCUAUAGGAAAAUAUCACCCGAAGAUGACGAUGAAUAUACAUAUGACGCAUUUAUAUCAUACUCCGAUGAUGACAGAAGCUUUGUCUUUAAAGACUGCAUUGAAAAACUUGAAAAAGAAGAAAACUUAAGGCUUUGCAUACAUCAACGGGAUUUUAUGCCCGGACAAGACAUCACUGUAAACAUAACAAAUUGUAUCCACACAAGUAGAACAACAGUCUGUCUUAUAACAAGAAAGUUUCUCGAUUCAUAUUACUGCAUGUUCGAAUUCAACAUGGCACGUAUGGAGAGUAUUUAUUCACGACAUGGAAGAAAUGUUUUAUUCCUUGUGUUUUAUGAACAGCUUCAGCCUAAGGAACUUCCACUAGUCAUGCUAGAACUAGUCCAGAAACAGUCUUACAUCGAAUAUCCUAAUGACGUCCAAGGAAAUAUUGUAUUCUGGGAGAAAAUAAAAGAAACGUUAAGGACAAACGUUCGGGCAUGAGUUUUCGCGACAAGUGAAAAUCAGGAAGGUUCAUGUUUUAUUUUGCUUUCCAAAUGAAAAGGAUAACUAGUAACUCAACAUCUCGUGAAGAUUUAUUGUUCUGUUCCAAGUUAUGUAAACUGCAUUCUGUUCAGAAAUUGUUCAUCUGGUUUAGUUUUUUUCAUAGUAAAAUAGUAUUGUUUUUCUUCUCUUCUCUAGAUUUACUUGUAUAAUACCAGUGGUUUAUAAUUACUAGACAACAAAGCCAGGGUCAUAUGCGCAAAGUGGAAGCCAAAUAUUAGUAUGAACUCAAAUUUACCUCGUCGAUUUACAUUUAGUCUACACAAGUUAGAUUAAGAAAUUAUCAACACCGGAUGCAUAGGCUAAUGUCUUUAUGUUUGCAAAAAAAAAACGACGUAUGUAUAAUGUAAGUUGGUAGUUAAGAAGAAUCGUAGAGAUAUCAUUGGAAGUAAAAGUUGUAGCUAUAAUUCAAUUCUAUAUGUUUUUCAUAUUUUUUUUUUAUUAUUUUUCCGUUUAUUUAAGUGUAAUUUCUAUAUAUUUUUCCUAAAAGAAAUGGGUUUUUUUAUCUUUCUUUUCGAUUUUUGCAAUGAAUGUAAAUUAACGUCUGAGUAAAAUUAUUUUUCUACCAAGAGUUUCAGAUUCAUGUGACAAUUUGUUCGAAUAUUCCUUAUUUUGUAAAUUACGGGAAGAAAGAAUUGUAAUUAUGAACAUGCAUAGCAAUGAUUCGAAUAAAAAGACACAAUGGACAAGCGUUGGUUCGUUAACAAGAUACAAAUACAAUUUGCCAUCACGGUUUAUGGUAUCUCUUUGGCGUUUGCUUUUGUUGUAGUUCAGCGUCUCUGUUGUUCUGUUGUUUUCGUUAUAUAGUUGAUGUGUUUCCCUCGGUUUUAGUUUGUUACCCGGAUUUGGUUUUGCUUAAUCGAAUUAUGAAUAUUGAACAACGGUAUAGUACCAUUGUUGCCUUUAUUUGACAAAACAAUGUUUAUUCAUUAUAACUCCUUUAUUAUGGCUCAAAACCAUAUUUCAAAAUAGUAUCAUAUAUACCUGUAUAUAGUUUUUUUCAACUGAUUUUUAUUGUUCGUUCUUAUGUCGUACUGUUCCACUACUGUCCCAGGUUAGGGGAGGGUUGGGAUCACGCUAACAUGUUUAACCCCGCCACAUUCUAUAUGUAUGUGCCUGUCCCAAGUCAGGAGCCUGUAAUUCAGUGGUUGUCGUUUGUUGCUGUGUUACAUAUUUGUUUUUCGUUCAUUUUUUUGUACAUAAAUUAGGCCGUUAGUUUUCUCGUUUAAAUUGUUUUGCAUUUGUCAUUUCAGGGUCUUUUAUAGCUGACUAUACGGUAUGGGCUUUGCUCAUUGUUGAAGGCCGUACGGUGACCUAUAGUUGUUGAUUUCUGUGUCAUGUGGUCUCUUGUGAAGAGUUGUCUCAUUGGCAAUCACACCACAUCUUCUUUUUUAUAUAUAGUAUAUUAAAUGUUUAGGUAUUUUAUAGUAGCUCAUAAUUCUUUUUUAUAGUUGCUCUCAUUGUUUCAAAUUAUAAUUGUUAUUAAAUCUAUUUAUGUAUAAAGUUAUGUAAAUAGAGCGGUGAGACUAUAAUAAAAUAUUUGUA